This is a messenger RNA of Cantharellus anzutake, 1183 nucleotides long. RefSeq lists its product as uncharacterized. NCBI's taxonomy places the organism in Eukaryota, Fungi, Basidiomycota, Agaricomycetes, Cantharellales, Hydnaceae. The record is from RefSeq and is a predicted model, not a curated record. Gene Ontology annotation, biological process: import into nucleus. Bases 263 to 1012 code for a protein of 249 amino acids. Gene Ontology annotation, cellular component: cytoplasm. The transcript has 8 exons.
CGGAAACAGCUAAGCUUGAGUGAAAUUCGGGAACCAGAGUUUUGGCCGAACCCAUUCAAUGUGAUUCCUCACCAUUCCCAGACAGCUUUUUCAGAUGGGUUGCUCAACAAAGUUUCUGCAAGCCGCAUUUUGCAUUCCACACAAAUGCAUUUAUGUGACAAAUUCGGGCAUUGGGUCCGCAUUCAGGCAUUGAGUUCAUUUCCCUUAAAAGAGGAUCCCGGUCGUUGCCGUGGUCGCGUCGCUCUUGCCCACUGACGUCAGCAUGGCAGCACCAGCAUUCUCGGCCCUCAUCGUCGGCGGCACGGGUGCAGUGGGUCGUCAAGUCCUCAAAGAACUCCUUGCAAAUCCCCAAAUAUUGCGCGUAUCAGAGUAUGGAAGAAGAGUGACUUCCUCCGUAGACUUGCCUUCCACCAUCAAUCCGCCUGGGAAAUUAACGCAGAGAGUUGUGAAUUUUGACAAGAUUCAGGAGGAAGGAUUGAGGGAUGGCAAAUUUGAUCUUGUCGUUAUUACGUUGGGUACUACAAGAGGGAAUGCUGGGUCCUGGGACAAUUUCGUCAAGAUUGAUAGGGAGUACGUGUUGGCGACUGCCGCUGCCGCUCGGGUCCCAGGAUUGAAGCAGAAGAUCAUCUAUUGUUCAUCAUUUGGCGCCGGUUCGGAUAAACUCCUGCCCUACGCAAAGAGUAAAGGUCUGACAGAAGAGGGCAUCGCCAAAGUUGGAUAUGAUGAUACGAUCAUUUUCCGUCCUGGGUUCUUGACUGAACGGGGUGGGAACGAGUCAAGGAUCUUGGAAGGGAUUUUCAGGUUCUUCACGGGUAUCCUGUCGCAUUUCUCUCCUCAUGUUGAGAUCAAGACCUCGGAAGUAGCGAAAGGAAUGAUCCAAGCUGCGCUCAAAGGGUCAUCGGGUCUACCACCCGAGGCUGAAGUCUUUACCGCUGGCGGGAAGGGAGACGUUCCUUUGUAUCAUGUUGUCGGGAAUAAGGGGAAUAUUGCGAUUGCGAAAGAACAAUCUUGAGUACGAUGGCAUAUGACACAGGAUACGAAUCUCAAGCACUAAGUAUUUUUCAAAGCGCGGUCAGGCCAGCCACCCCUUACACCCUUUUGUCCUGGGGGGGGGUUGUAUUCAACUAAUGUCUUGUACUCACAAACGCUUUGCUACGCAUAUUUCAUGAAUCGAAUUCAUUAG